Molecule: messenger RNA, 2448 nt
Organism: Echinostoma caproni
Lineage: Eukaryota; Metazoa; Platyhelminthes; Trematoda; Plagiorchiida; Echinostomatidae
Source: the annotation of a GenBank genome assembly
AUGGCGAACUCGUUUACUCUUGUUAACCCUGUGCAGCACAAACAGGUCAACGAAGUGGUUGAAAUGAUCAGCGAACUGUGUGAUCCCACUGAACCACCUCUAACCAAUGAUCCGUCGAUUGUUUCCAGGGGCCAGUCGGAUUUAUCCCAACCGAAAGCAAUAUCUUCUGCUGCCCCUGUGGUCACUGAAGCCACUGCCAAACCGCCCGUCCUUUCUAGAAUAGAGGAGCGUGAUAUCCGCCUGAAGAUAGCAAAACUGGAUGUCCGCAUGAAUGAACUCAAUGAGAGUCUCCAUAACUGUGUGUUACGAAAAGAUUUUGAGACUGCUACUGGCCUCCGGGACCAAUGCGCUCACUUGGAAGCUGAGCGAUCGGCACUGAUGCACCAAUUGCACGGUGGGCCACAAAAAAACGAUUGCGUGGCACACUCGCCCAUGGCUUUUGAGAUACAAGCAAACGCAAAUCAGUGCUCCGAACCAAAUAGCAAUCCGAAUACGUCGCGGUUGCGUGCUGACCGGGAUGAGUUGGACGACGAUGUACAAACCGCCGAGGAUUGCCCUGCUAAUCAAAUCAACAGGUGCACUGGCAGCGUGUUGGUUAAAGCAAAUUACCUCGCUGCUCUGGUUAUCCAACAGUCCGGCACUUUCUUGAUCGAACAAUUAGUGAGUAAGGUUGUAUCCGAAGAGUUUGACGAGCACACGAUGGAGUUGGAAUGUGUUGUUGCCCAAGUCAUACAAUUGGCCUCGGUGCUUGAUCUGAGCGAUGAGUUUGGUCGCCGUCGUUUGGUGUCGCUCGUUCGAGAAUGCAUUACGAGUCCAACUGUGCCAAACACAUUAUCGCCACCGUUACUAAAGUUGUACGGGUUGCUAGAAACCAAUUUGGCGAUGCGGGUUGAUCAUGUCAUGAUCAGUGAAACCGCUCUACGCUGCAUUAUCGAUUGUUUGCUCAUUUUCGGUUUCCGACCCUUUCAUGAAUCAAAAAUUCGACCGAACACAGCUGUCGCACCAACCGAUGAGGCCGCGGUCACGGAAUCUGAGGAUGAUUUCGACUAUAAUGCAUCGGAUUUUGUGGCUCUUGUGAAACAGGAUGAUGCUAAUAACACCUCCGAAUUUUGCCGGUGUGAGGAAAUGUCUAAAACAGUGACGCAGUUAAUCGCCCCAAUUGUGGCCUUGUUAGACAGUGAAGAUGAAGACUUGCAGACUUGCAGUGCACUCGGCCUCGCCAAGUUACUCAUCUACGAUCGGCUUAUGUCCAGCCGAAUCCUCAGCGAUCUUCUUUUACUUUGGUUCAAUCCGAUAACUGAAGAUCGACAAGCGAUUCGACGUGGCUUGGCCUGUUUCUUUACUGAUUACGCCUGUGGGAAUCCAGCCACGAGGACAUCUGCUACCAGUGCGCAAAUGGGCAAUUACGCUCAUCAAGCUUCCCUGGCUAAUUCGGUACUGCCCACUUUAAAUGCAUUGAUCCGGGCGCCAGCCUCCUCUCCAUUGUCGGAAGUCGAACCUGCAGAUGUGGCCAGUCUUCUAGCUCGAUUGACGGACACUUCUCACUGGCAACAACAAGAACAACAACCGAAGGGCGGACUGAUUGUCAACCCACCGGACCUAGAUCAGGAAGAUGUCCAAGGCGCUGGAGAGACUGGUGUUGAUGGCCAUUCAGGAUCGCGUAAACUUGGAGCAGAUAAUCCUCAUCAUGAUCGUUUAGCUACACAAUUGGCUGCUGAAGUCCUCAAAGCUCCUCAGUCCGCUGAAGCCAAGUUGUACUUACGCAUGUUAUGUCAACUGCAUCCGUCUCGAAACAAUCUGGCCGUGCACAAGGAAUUGCUUCUUUUGAGCGACUCAAUGACCAAAUAUGCGGACCGAUCUACCACACUUUUGUUACAUCGGUUCCGCAAAUUGAUCAACGAAAAUCUGAAGGCUCUCAACCUCAAUCCCGACCAAGUGCUGGCCGACUUGAAGCGCAGAGUGGACUCGGUCGAGUGCACACCAAACUCAGAAGGUUCCGAGACGUCCCAUAAUGUGGAGCUCGACACGACUGCACUGUUCAGUGCCCGACGACUGUGCGAUCCCAGUCAUCCCACUCUGAUCGGGUCGGCCAGGCCAAACGUUCAUCUGGUCAGUCCAAUGAAUGCACGGGGUGCGGGAAAUCGUACAGUGUCUGUUUUGGAUAAAUCCGGUCGGCACAUGACUCUGUUGAACUUCUCUGAUGAUGAAUCAGAAGAAGACUCAAAGUUGAUCUUCGAAAACUCGAUACCCGGAAGUUCAGUUUCAAACAUCACUGCCAAUCCUGGACCAUCGUUGGUUUCCGAAAACGACAAAUCGUCAGUUAAGCCGAAGCCCGCUCGGUUGCCCAAAGCACGCACUGGACUCGAACUGCGGUCAGUCGGGUCGGGACUUCGACCCUUACCCAUGAGCUACACGUUCCACGGUUAUCGCCUGGUUCCAAUGGCUUAA